UGAAACCCUUAAUCUUUAUAGAAAAAAAAUAAUAAAAAUCAACCCUCAAGAAACGGGUCCACGAUCCUUAACGUGCACCCUUCCACAUGACUUCUCCUUUUUUGGCUUGAGAAUUGGAAAUCUCAUUUCUUCAGUUUUCUAUGUUUUGCCCUUUGCAAUGCUUGUAACUUUACGGCAUUUGCAAGAUAAUAACAGCUGAAUCCAAGAUCAAAAAUGAAGCUUUCUUGGCGAAUCGCGGUUUUCUACACCUUACUUUGCAUUUUUGCAUCUGGGUCAUAUUCUAUUGAGAAUUUUAAUCAAGCGUUUCCUAUUAUAGAGCCUGAUCCAGGUCACACAAAACUUCGCCUUUCAAGAGAAGGAUUGGAGGCAAUUGAGAAGAUAACUACACCCAUUGCAGCUGUAGCUGUUAUUGGUCCAUAUCGUUCGGGAAAAUCAUUUACUCUUAAUCAGCUCCUUUCCCUGUCUUGUUAUGAAGGUUUUGGUGUUGGGCAUAUGCGUGAUACAAAGACAAAAGGGAUAUGGGUUUGGGGCACUCCAGUAGAGAUGGAUAUCAAUGGAGUAAAAACUUCUGUUUUUUACCUUGACACAGAAGGUUUUGAAAGCAUUGGAAAAUCUAAUGUAUACGAUGACCGGAUUUUUGCCCUUGCAGCUGUUAUGAGUUCUGUGCUUAUAUAUAAUCUCCCUGAGACGAUACGUGAAGCUGACAUAUCCCGGCUGUCAUUCGCAGUUGAACUUGCGGAGGAGUUCUAUGGAAGAGUAAAGGGGCAAGAUGUUGCGUUUGAACCUGCAAAACUACUAUGGCUCAUCCAACGUGAUUUUCUGCAAGGAAAAUCUGUGCAAGAAAUGGUUGAUGAAGCUCUACGACAUGUCCCUAAUAGCAAUGGUGAUAAAAAUAUUGAUCAGGUGAACCAGAUUCGAGAUUCUUUAGCCAUAAUGGGUGAUAAUAGCACAGCCUUCAGCUUACCACAACCCCAUCUUCAGCGCACAAAGCUUUGUGACAUGAAGGACGCUGAGCUUGAUCCUCUUUAUGUCAAGAAGAGGGAGCAAUUAAAAGAAGUUGUAGCAUCUAUUAUUCGUCCAAAAAUUGUCCAGGGUAAAUCUCUCAACGGGAAGGAGUUUGUAUCUUUCCUUGAGCAGAUUCUUGAUGCGCUGAAUAAAGGAGAGAUACCAUCCACUGGGUCCCUUGUGGAAGUCUUCAACAAGGGUAUCCUGGAGCGGUGUCUAAAACUGUACAAUGAGAGGAUGGCUAAAAUGGUUUUACCAAUGCCAGCGGAGUCUUUGCAAAAGGCUCAUGAAGAGCACAGACAGGCAGCAAUGAACGUCUUUGAUGAACAGCAUUUUGGUCGUCACCAUGCAAAAAAAUCAGUUGAUAAAUUGGAUGAAGAGAUUGAAAAGGGGUAUAAGAAUAUCAUGCUGGCGAAUGAAUAUCAAUCCUCAAAGCUGUGCGAGGCUCUGUAUACUAGAUGUGAAGACAAAAUGGACCAUCUUCAGGUCCUCAGACUUCCUUCGAUGGCAAAGUUCAAUGCUGGCUUCGUCCAGUGUAACCAAAGCUUUCAUGGUGAAUGUGUCGGACCUUCUAAAAUCAACUAUGAGAAGCGGAUGCUGAAGAUGUUAGAGAAGUCAAAGUCAUCAUUUAUUAAGGACUAUAAUCACAGACUCUUUAAUUGGUUGGUAGCUUUCUCACUGUUCAUGGUGGUGGUCGGGCGGUUCGUCAUAAAGUUUAUUUUGGUCGAGAUUGGCGCAUGGAUACUUUUUAUCUUCUUAGAAACAUAUACAAGAAUGUUUUGGUCUGCAGAGUCGCUUUACUAUAAUCCAAUGUGGCAUUUUAUUGUAGCUACUUGGGAAACGCUCGUGUAUAGUCCAAUCCUUGAUCUGGACAGGUGGGCAAUCCCUGUGUGUAUUAUGGCUGUAAUAUUUGUGGUUUAUUGGCGAUGUUAUGGGAGACGGAAACACGGCCCCAUGUUGUUGUUACCCAUGUACAGCAAUCCUAAAGACCGGCAUAGAACAGAAUAGCAACAGCUUAUCAUGUCCAUCCAAUCAUCACGAGCUUUAUGUUUUUAUUUCAAAAGCACGCGAGGUUUGGAUAUUUGUAUCUCAGUAUACCCUUCAGUUCAAUAUGGAGUGAGAACCAGAAGAAGAUCUAAACAGGUCUUGAGCUUUGUUGUAAAAGUUGGAAAUAUUUGUAUCUUUAUCAUUCAUUAACUUUUACUGUAAAACUGGAGUAAUUAUUUCUAACAAUUAAGAGAUGUAGUCAGGGAAUUUCACAUAACUUUAGUUUUUAUGGUUGUGUAUACUAGCAGCCACCACAUAUACUUAGAUGUUAAAGGAUUUGAUAGAUCACUUAUAUCACCCCUCUAGUUCUUCUAA
Molecule: messenger RNA, 2367 nt
Organism: Solanum dulcamara
Lineage: Eukaryota; Viridiplantae; Streptophyta; Magnoliopsida; Solanales; Solanaceae
Exons: 17
Coding region: 214-2013 (599 amino acids)
Molecular function (GO): GTP binding; GTPase activity
Source: RefSeq, a predicted model, not a curated record